Macadamia integrifolia is the source of this 570-nucleotide messenger RNA. RefSeq names its product monothiol glutaredoxin-S14, chloroplastic. The transcript is spliced from 2 exons. The record is from RefSeq and is a predicted model, not a curated record. NCBI's taxonomy places the organism in Eukaryota, Viridiplantae, Streptophyta, Magnoliopsida, Proteales, Proteaceae. Gene Ontology annotation, molecular function: disulfide oxidoreductase activity. The annotation marks the transcript as partial.
UAUGUAUGUUCUCUUCCAGCAUUGACUCCUGAGCUGAAGUGCACCUUGGAUAAAGUUGUUAAAUCACACAAAGUAGUUCUCUUUAUGAAGGGAACCAAGGACUUUCCACAAUGUGGGUUCUCAAAUACAGUAGUACAGAUACUGAAAUCCCUGAAUGUGCCAUUUGAAACACUGAAUAUGCUAGAGAAUGAGGUACUGCGUCAAGCAUCGAAGGAAUACUCCAGCUGGCCUACCUUUCCUCAACUUUACAUUGAUGGAGAGUUCUUUGGCGGUUGUGACAUUACUGUUGAGGCUUAUAAGAACGGACAGUUGCAGGAAUUAGUGGAGAAGGCAAUAUGCUCCUGAUCAACAUGUUUUUAACCAGAAUGCUUGAUCUUUUCCAGUGUUGUGAAAGUAUACUCUACUAGGAGACACCAUUUAUUGGCGUUAAUGUAGCAUUUCUAUUGUGUGAGCCUCUUUUGUGGUCGUUCUUCAUUUGGGUUUUGAGUCUUGAAUUCUGCAUUGUUAAAAUUUAAAUGCUGAACAUAAUGAAUUGGGAAAUAAUAAUCUAUACAAAUGGUGCUUACAUAA